Molecule: messenger RNA, 2940 nt
Organism: Leptomonas pyrrhocoris
Lineage: Eukaryota; Euglenozoa; Kinetoplastea; Trypanosomatida; Trypanosomatidae
Product: putative tubulin tyrosine ligase
Exons: 1
Coding region: 718-2940 (740 amino acids)
Biological process (GO): protein polyglutamylation; microtubule cytoskeleton organization
Cellular component (GO): cilium
Molecular function (GO): tubulin-glutamic acid ligase activity; tubulin binding
Source: RefSeq, a predicted model, not a curated record
AGUGUCUGUCACACUCACACUCACACACACAAUCGUUUCGGCACACUACCUUGAAUUUUUCAAGAUUUCACAUUUACCUUAACCAUUCACGUUCUAUCAAAAGAAAGAGAAACUGUCGCUGUUCGUUCCCUUCCUGGCGACUGAACCUGUGUGCGUCUGCCCCACAAGGUGGUGAUUCGACGCUGAGUGGUUUUAACCCCCCGUAUUUAAAACCUUAACUUCGCUGUGCUAAUCCACGUUGAACCUUUUCUUUUAUAUAUAUUCCAUAUAUAUAUAUAUAUAUAUAUAUAUAUUCCUUUUGUUUUCUAGAUGUAAGGCUGACGCUGAAAGUCAGCCUUGUUUAUGUUUGCAUCUCUUCUUUCGAUCGGUAUCACUGUGCUCUCCUAGUGUCGAAAGUAUACGGUUACUUUUGCAGGUGACGCCCCAUACAAACGAACAAACAAAAAGGGGGGCGCCGCCACGGAAGCGCUUCUUCUGGCAGCGCUUUACUAGUCCUGCGUUAUUAUUAUUAUUAUUUUCGUGCACGUUAGAAUCGAUUUCGAAAUUUAUUCGUGCUUAAGACGUUCCUCUCUUCAUUUCUGGCACAACAAGGUUCCUUUCACUCCAUCGUCGCCAUACACGCUGCAUCAAGCCGAUUCACUGGAUGCGGCGGUUGUCCCUCGCCGCCACUCGAAAGUGAAGUCAAAAGCCGCUAUCAUUCGGGAGCUCUCCGCUACGAUGAGCGCGUCCUCCUCAAGGUCGUCCUUGUCGCCGAGCUCGUCGAACACGCCGGUGCUGCCGCCGAUCGUCCCGUCGCAAAAUGCCGUCGUCUCGUCCCGCGUGGCGCCGCGAAUGAUGCGUCAGCAGCGAGCGCUGCCCUCCGUCGGCCGCGAGUUGUCCGCGCCGUGUGCGUCGAACAUGCCCACCUUUUACCCGCAAAGUCUGUGGUGGGACGCGCAGCAAGGCAAGGAGGACCUGGACAAGAUCGUGCGCAAACGCACGUACCGUAGCAGCGACUACCCGCCCAUGACGAUCGGCAAGUACGUGUCCGACCCGACGGGGAGGGACUUCUCGGAUCCCCGCUACGUCCCCAACGAAACCUCGGCUCCCGGUACGGCCCGCUCACGAUCUUCUUCCCGCCCCGCACGGCGGGCGGACGGCACCGCGGCCGGCCCGGCCAGUCGCACGUCGAGCGUUGCCGCAACGAACUACUCGACCUGCACCACCACCACUACCACCACGGCGACGUCCACCACGAAGAACUCUGACGAGGAGGAGGACGACUUGGCGCUGCGUGUGGCGGCCAAGCGCAAAGCCUACACGGUGGUAGUCCCGCUGUACCCCUCGUCGGCCGCCAGCUUCUACUUCCCUCCGUCGUACGCGCAGUCGUCUCGAGACAUGAGUGACCGGCGAGGGCCGCCGAGGAAGAUCAACGAGGACUUACACCCGAACGACCGCGCCGACAUGCCGCUGUCGUUUGUGCAGGUGCGAGAGAACAACAUGAACCGCAUGGGUCUCUAUAAGAUCGGUCCUGGCGCGGUGGCAUUCAACGCCGUCAUGAAGGCGUUUGAGGCGGCGGGGCUGAAGUACACGGACUCGAACAAGGACUUCAACGUGCUGUGGGCGAAGCGCGCCACCGUCUACACUCUGUCGUCAAUCAACGCGUAUCAGAAGGUGAACCACUUCCCUGGCACCUGGGGUGUGGGUCGCAAGGACCGCCUUGCCGCGAAUGUGCGCCGCAUGCAGCGCUACUUUGGUCGCGACGUGUUUGAUAUUGUACCGACGACGUUUUUAAUCCCACAGGACGAGGCCGAUUUGCGCCGCGACGCCGAGCAAGACCCCGGCACUCCGGAGAAGCCGCUCAUCUACAUCGUGAAGCCCGGCGCGUCGAGCUGCGGCCGUGGCAUUCAUCUGUUCCAAGGCAUACCGCCGAUGCCGCGUGGUGGGGGCCGAGAAAAGGAGAUGGUCUGCCAGCGCUACAUUGGCAACCCGCUACUCAUCUACGGCCGCAAGUUCGAUCUGCGCCUCUACUGCGUUGUCACCUCCUUCGACCCCCUCCGCAUCUACUUGUUCGACGAAGGCCUCGUGCGUUUCGCCGCGGAGAAGUACCGCGGGCCGGACCAGGACAUCGAGAACAUCCAUGUGCACCUCACGAACUACUCCGUGAACAAGACGGCGGAGCUGAGUCGAGAGAGCAACGGCAAAGAUUACGAGAGCGACGACCCGCUGGACAUUAAGUGGUGCAUUUCGGACUUCAAGCGGCACCUAGAGACGCACCACCCUCUCGGGCGGAGCGCGUGGGACCGCAUUCAGGCGGAGUGCGAGGAUGUCGUCAUCAAGACUUUCCUCAGCAUCGAGCACAGCGUCAUUGAGGAGGUGGGCCGCAACUGCGCCGAUCGCAGCGGCCGCAACUGCUUCGAGCUCUUCGGGUUAGAUUUAAUGGCCGAUGAUGAUCUGCACGUACGCCUGCUUGAGGUGAACAUCAUGCCCUCGCUCGCCACCGGCAGCUCACUGGACAAGGCGGUCAAGUCUCGCAUGCUGGCGCACAUGCUUACCCUCGUGCGGGUUAUUCCCUACCGCCGUGACAGCCAGCUCGACGCGGACAACUCGGAGGGCGUCUACGUGCCGCGUGGCAUCCAACGACAAACCGGCGAGCGCAGCUACAAGUUCGGCAAACAUCCGUUUCCAAGCUCCCGAAUCGUGGAGCAGCCGCUGCUGGCCGCCUUCAACGACCCGAGCGUCGAGGAUUCGUACCUGUCCAAGGCAGAGACCUUAAUGCUGCGCGAGUACGAGGAGGAGCUACAUUGCAGCGGCGGCUUCCGUUGCGUCUACCCGGCCGGCGAGACUGUGGAGCGCUACCUGCCGUUGUUCUUGCACGGUGUGCGCCGCAGCAACUAUGUGCUCGCUUCUGCGGCUGUGAUGAAAUCGCAAAAUCCAGGAAAACGGUUGUUUGAAUCCUGA